This is a messenger RNA of Tachysurus fulvidraco (yellow catfish), 1073 nucleotides long. RefSeq lists its product as uncharacterized. The transcript has 4 exons. The record is from RefSeq and is a predicted model, not a curated record. Bases 16 to 906 code for a protein of 296 amino acids. NCBI's taxonomy places the organism in Eukaryota, Metazoa, Chordata, Actinopteri, Siluriformes, Bagridae.
CUACCUGCAAGACAGAUGCACUGUUUCAGCUAUAAAGGGGAAGAAAACUUGCAGAAAACAUUUGCAACACAUUUUUACCACACAUUUUACCAUGUAGAAGUGAAGGACCUUAGUCUCUCUGAGCUGAACAUCGGAUGUGAACAUCGCUCAAUGAUGGUUGUGUGGAUGAUGUCACUGAGAUUGACUCCUUCCCUUUCUCUGCUGUUUCUGCUCCUGAUUUCAGUUGUUGUUGCUCAAAAUGACAGGAGUGUGAAAUACACACAAAAUUCUAUCUGUGCUGUAAGGGGAUCUACAGUGACCAUGGGCUGCAGUUACAUAUAUAACUCCAUUAAUUCAACCAAUUCCACAUUUCACAGAGCUUUUUGGUUUGCUAAUUCGUUUCCAUAUGCAGACCUGUCUACAGACGCACGAUACGGACACAGGGUUCAGUAUCUCAGAGACACUCCACAUGACUGCAGCCUCAGAAUCAAAAAUGUUAUGCAAAAAGACAGUAACAAAUAUUUUGUCAGCUUUAACACAUCAGCUGGAGUGUUUCCAAAUAAGAAUGGGGUUGAGCUUAAGGUCACAGCGCUCCAGCUAAAGAUUAUUCCUGAUAUAGUUUUUGAAGGAGACGAAGUGAAUUUCACAUGUGAAACCACCUGCAGCCUGAGCAUGAACCCAAAAUAUUUUGUCUGGACCAAUUCUUCCUAUAAUUAUUAUACAUCUUCCUCAAACCUGCUCCGUCUGCCGUCAGUCAAUCAGAGACAUGCUGGAAUUUACCGCUGUGCUGUAGAAGUACAAAAUUAUCUCUCCCCUCAAGUCAAACUUACUGUCAGGAAAAGAUCACAAUCUAUGGCUGCAAAUACAGGUCAGUUUAUUAAAAACAGUUCCAAAACAGACAAGAGGAAAAAAAACAUGUCAGAGUAAAACAAUGAUCAACACAAUAGCAAAACUGAGUCAAGAAAUAAAAAAGCUUUACAGAUUACAGAACAGAAUGAUUGUUCAACAAAGAAACAGGAAACAAAAGUUGCUUUUAAACAGUAACUUAGUAAACGGGACUAAGCUUUUGAAAACAGGUAACACUAUUUAAAGCA